Molecule: messenger RNA, 2674 nt
Organism: Patella vulgata (common limpet)
Lineage: Eukaryota; Metazoa; Mollusca; Gastropoda; Patellidae
Product: solute carrier family 46 member 3
Exons: 6
Coding region: 351-1796 (481 amino acids)
Biological process (GO): transmembrane transport
Cellular component (GO): membrane
Molecular function (GO): transmembrane transporter activity
Source: RefSeq, a predicted model, not a curated record
CCCAAUAAAUACUACCGGCGUAGACUGGAAUAACCAGAUGCUAGAGAUUGACAUUCGAUUGAAAAUACUGGCGUAUGUCGCCGAACCUAACUGAUUAGAAAUUACAGUAAAAAAGAAACGAUUGAAUGUAAAUCAAUUUAUAUACAUUCAUAUUACAUUAUUGUAUGCGUUGCGACCCAUUUGUGUCAAUUUCUAGGUCCCAAUUAUUAGCGACUUAGCUCCUUUAACAUGGGAUUAUUGGUAUCGAUCUUCGUAAAGUAAAUCUUCUGACAUGCUAUCUGGACAAUCUAGAACAAGCUACACAGGAUGAUGUGAUUGACAGUUUGACACUUCGACAUCUCUGAACCAAGAUGGUGUUGUCUUGUUCUCAUUUCCGCGUCACGGUGGAACCUGUGAUGUUCUUCUACAUGAUGGCCGUGUUCAUUACCUUCCCAGCAUUCCAAGCUCUCAUUUACAGUAAAGUCUGUGUCCAACAAUAUAAUAAAACUUUCUGUCAAAAUUUGAAAAACAGUUCAGCAAAUAUGUCGGAAUAUCGAGACGAAGAAGACUUUGUUCAGUCAGAGACGUCACAUUGGAUUUUGAUGAAUAAUGUCGCCGGUUUGGUACCAUCGUGUCUGGUCGUUUUGUUUUUUCUCAGCCCACUGGUUGAUCAUGUCAGCCAUAAAGCAGCCAUUUUGAUUACAGUGGGUUUUGGAGUAUUUGCAAAUGUUACUAACUUAUUAAACAGUGUUUACGUCGAUCUGGAUGCAAGCUACUUGUUGAUUGGUUCAAUUAUUGGUGGAUGUGGCGGAUCGUUUACGGCGAUGAUGAUGGUUAUUUAUAGCUACAUAACAAACAUAUCUGCAGACAAAUCGAAAACUGUCCGUGUUUCAGUCGUUGAAGCGAUGAUAUUUCUAGCGGGAACAAUUGGUGUGUUUUGUUCGGGACUAAUGGUUGAUCAACUGGGUUUUGUUUUUACCUUCAGUUUUACGACUGGACUUCUUGUUGUAUUAAUUCUGUAUGUCCUUAUAUGGCUACCGGAUGUAAAACCUGAUAGACAGGCAGCAGAUGACGUCGGAUGCGCGAGGAUCAUGGCAAGUCGAAUUUCGGGGAUUUUAGAGUUUAUUCAUAAGGAUAGAGAAGAAGGCGUGAAGGUUUUCAUCGGGUUGAUGAUUCUUGUUCUUUUGUUGCUGAUGGUUGCCACAUCAGGUGAGAUGGAUGUUCUGUAUUUAUACGUUACUCGACAUCCUUUAAACUGGUCAACGACAAUGUAUGGAUAUUUAAGGGGAUUGGAGAACUUUCUAAGGGGAAUAACUCUAAUUACUGUGAUGCCAUUAUUAAAAUAUAAAUUCCAUUUGAAGGAUACAACUCUGAUUAUUCUAGGAUUAAUGACACGAAUAACUGGUUUUAUAUUCUACAGCUUCCAACAUACAUGGACAAUGUUUACAGGUGGUGCUGUAUCAAUGUUUAUUGGGUUUCCAGCUGCAGGUAUCAGAUCGGGUGUCAGUCAACAAGUACAUAAAGAUGAACAUGGACGAUUAUUUGGUUUAAUAGCAUCAUUAGAAAGUAUCGCCUCCAUCAUGGCUACCUUGAUAUUUAAUUAUGUGUAUCCAGCCUCGCUUUCAUUUUAUCCUGGCUUCUGCUUCCUGUUGUUGGCGGCCAUUGUUAUUAUCGGACUGUUCAUCAUUCUGUGGCUCCGUAUUAAAAUGCCAGCACCAAAUUAUUAUGGUAAAUUUGAUAUGAGUGACUCUUUAACAGGAAGCAACGAUGACUUGUCAUCAUCUUCGACAGUCAAUGGAAUAAAUACUCAUUGUUAAAACCACCUGGAACCCAUUGCUCUGGGUAAUGGCUUCUUAAUUAUCUGGGGGAAUUGGGUGGCCUGCUUGUACUUGAUAAGGAGUAGGGGCACCUGUCCAACCUUGUAGGUUUUCUCAGUGUCAACCGGUUUCCUCCCACAGCUAAAUCCCCUACGCACAAUCAAAUUAUUGAAAUAAAAAUUGAAUAUGUUAGUCCUGAAAUGACCUAGUUUGUGUCACGUGGAUGUUAAACCCCAAUUCUCUCUCUCUCUCUCUCUCUCUCAUUACAAGUUUUUGUAAUCAUGACUCGACAGUUUUUGAUCUUUUGUAUUUUUAAUUCUUGUCUUUCUGAUUCCAUUUAUUUUUUUAUACUUAAAUAUUUGCUUCCAGUUUUUUGUAUCGUAUUAUUGUUUAGCUUGUGUUUGAUAACGACAAGGGAUUAUUUGUUGAAACGUUACACUAUUAAAGUUGCUAAUGAUUGUUAUUCAUAAAGUUUUGUUUGUGUUAUUUGAGGGCUUUUGUGACUGUAAAAGCAAUUUUGUAUAAAAUGAAUUAACUGUAGUGUGCUAGCAGUGUAGAUAACUGACCAUUUUGAAAUUUGCCGUCUGCAGCAGCUGAAGUAAGUGAACUGGUUAUCAACAUAUUCGGUGAUCUUUUGACUCUUCGGGUGUUAAAAGUUACGACAUCAAAGUCAAAUCACACUUAGUUGAUUAAACAUUCCAGGAAUUAAAAUUGAACCUAGUUGAUUAAACAAUCCAGGAAUUAAAACGAACUUUGUUGUUUAAACAAUCCAGGAAUUAAAAUACCAAUUACAUUUCCUGCCAUUUUGCACGCCCACACUGUAUUAUUCUUUAUUCAUAAACAUUCUAUGAAAUAAAAUAAAUAUUUAUGAUUGUUAA